Messenger RNA from Mercenaria mercenaria, 5383 nucleotides. RefSeq names its product ral guanine nucleotide dissociation stimulator-like 1. The coding region runs from base 31 to 564 and encodes 177 amino acids. NCBI's taxonomy places the organism in Eukaryota, Metazoa, Mollusca, Bivalvia, Venerida, Veneridae. The transcript has 4 exons. Gene Ontology annotation, biological process: signal transduction. The record is from RefSeq and is a predicted model, not a curated record.
ACAUGUUUUCUACAUUAUGUGUAUUUUAGUAUGAGUCAACGACCUGGGAAGAACGACUCUAACAGAUUUUCUCUGUUUAUGUGCGGUGGCCUUAACUUGGAUGACAAGUCCAGUGUAGCCAGUAGCUCUAACCUUGACUCACCAGUUUCGCCUAAUGCAGGGUUGUCCCACUCAUCAUCUACCUCUUCUAUACAAUCAUACGACAGCGACAACUCUACGCCAUUCAAAUCUUCUGAUGCCUGUGUUAUCAAAGUUUCCCUGGAAACUGGUGCUACACCAAAAUCUCAUGUUUAUAAAAGUAUCAUGUUACAUAACACAGACCAUACAAACACAGUGAUACAGAGAAUCUUGGAUAAAUAUGAUAUCAAGGGGAAGGAAAAGGAUUACUGCUUGUUACAAGCUCUUCCUGAUGGAGAGUUGAUGAUACCAGAGAAAGCCAAUGUGUUUUAUGCCAUGAACAAUAAUGGAGAUUAUAAUUUUGUGUUACGGACGAAAAAAGAACAAGAUGCUCUUACACAGAGUAAGAAACGGAAUAGACGUCGGCUCAAACUGCCAUUAUCAUAGCAGUGCUUAAAAUGUGCAAUAACAGUAACAUAUCCUGUCAGAGAUCCUGUCACAUAUCUUGUGAGAUUACUACAAAAACAACACGACUGUAGGCAGUAAUACUCUUCAAAAGCUGGAGUUGUGAUUUAAUGCGAAUUGUUCCAUUCGUGGAAAGGCUAAUGUGAAAUAAUGUACUGAAGAAUGUACUUAAAGCAUUGGGUGCCUGCACCGAGGGGCAUGUUUAUAGAUUGUAUAAACUAAACAAAAGCAGUACUAGCAGAAAGGAAUCAGAAGUGCUAUAAGCUGAACCAUGUUCUAUAAUACUCCAGUGCUUACUAAUCAAGUGCGAUCAGUCAUUUGUGCUACAUACUCAAAAUGGAUGCUUAAUACUAUAAUACUCGUUGUGCUGCUGGACAGUGCAAUAUGUCGGGGCAAUUUUGCCCAUUUCUGUCUCGUAUUUGGUGUAACCUAGUCAUUUUUAGGCGGUAGUAAACUGAUCCUACCUGUUCAUCUGUACUUACUGCAUUAGUGUAGGAUUUAGUCAAUUGUUUUGUCAACUGUAGAAAUACAAAAUGUAUUGAGUUUAGAUAGAGUCACUUAGUAUAUCAAAGUUUUAAAUGUACACGUAGGUACUUAGAUUGCUACAAAUUUAAAAGAAUGCAUAAAAACAUAGCUUUUGCCUGCCCAUCUUUUGUUGGAAUGACUAAUUUUCUAGGACUCCAUUUUAAAAUGUCAAGUCAUUUGGAUAUAUCAUUUUAAGAUAAAUAUUCUUUUCAAAAGCAGAUCAUUAUGAGACUGCCAUCUUGUUAUGAUGAAAAUUAAAGUGGAAUUAUGCACAUUUUUCAAGUUAAAACCCAGCUGAAAUAGAUGUGUGUGUAAAAAGGAUGGAGGAAAUUUUAGCUUUUAACCCAGUAUACCAAACUCUUUUUGUUACCAGUACGAAAUAAUUCUCCAAAUAUGACUUUUCUCAUUUUGACUGGGGCAGUCUUUUUAAAGAAAGUCGAACUGCAUGCUGGAGUUGCUUCCAUCAAUUUCAGAAAUUAUCUACUGUAGGUAAGGCAGAUCACUGCCUAGAAGAUUGAAGAAAAAAACUAUUAUUUUAUUAGUCUGAUUUCUUUAUUUUUAAAGAAAAAACUUCAAUUACUUAUGUGGCAUUACCAUUCAUUUAACACAUUUAAAUGCUCUGUAACCGAAAAUUGCUUUCAUAAAACAUUCGCCAAAAACACGUGCCGUAAGAUGUGCAUAAUGUCACUUUAAAGUUCAGUGUCACAUUUUUUGACAAUACCAAUCUUGUUUUAGUUAAUAUAUAUAUAUUUGUUUAUUUAUUCUAACAGAUCCUUAUUGCAUCAUUUCAUGUUUGCUGAUUAUUACAGAAAUACAUGCUUGUUUUUCGACAAGCACCAGGAAUGAACAGAAGUAUAAAUUAUUAUGCCAUAAAUUUAGAGUGAUGCCAGUAGUUUAAAAUGAAAUAAUGGGCUUCUGGUCUUGUAAAUAAUUUGUGAACAACUCUUAGCUUUCUGCCAUGUUUUUUUUUCUAACAUUUCUGUGAAGAAGUUCUGAUAAUAUUGGGAACAGUCUAAAUAACUUGUCUAGUGGAGAUAUAACGGGAAUCAGCCAGUUUGUUAAAUAGGCUGGUCGAGAUAAAAAUAGGACCGAGUCAUACAUCUGUUUCUGAGGCAGAAAUGUAUUAAGUUUAGAUAAAAUGGGAACCACUCGAUAUCGACAUUGUGGCUGAAGUAUGUUUAGUAUGUACAUGUAGGAUUUAUCAAAGAUUACUUACUAGUGAACCAGACCAUGAUUUCAUAUUAACACUGGUUGAUAAUUUAGUUGUAGCUCAUACAUCUUGUGUGCAAUAAAUUAUUUUAUAGGGUAGUUCUAGAAGUUGUGAUUUUACAAUACAGUAUAUAUUUUGAAGAACAUAUUGUACAUUUUAUGUCUAUUUAUAAGUAGAUAUUUAGUAUACAUUUCAGUUGUUUUACAGUGUAUCGUAUUAUGCUACAUUUUAAAGAACCCUAGCUGCUUUUAAACAUUUGUCAGUAUAUUUAUUGUUAUAGAAAUCCUUAUCAACUUGUUAUUGAUGCCCUGUUAUAUAUUAUGCAUCUUUAAUUAAACCAUGCUUUUCUCCAGACUCCAAGAUUAGGAGACCAGUCAAAAAUUUCUGUCUUACCAUUGGUCAAUUUCAGGAAUGAUCUGAGGAUCAACCAGUCGGAUGGUUUUGUUUUUAGACUGGUCAGUAACCAUGGAGUCAAGUGAGACAGUGCUAUGUCCCUGAUAUUUUCUGCAGUCCAGCUGGUCUGGAUACAGUAUGCUUGAUAAAUUAUAAGACAAAUAUAUUUAAAUUUUACCCUUUCAUCUGUUACAGUUUGUACUUAAUGAUUAAAACACACCCAGUUUAUGGCUUAUCCUUCAACAUGUCAUUGUUAGUACCUGUUUAUGUAGUACAGCCUACCAUUAUAUACUUGAGUUACAUUUGUUUACUGAGGAAAGAAAUCGAGGUUUUGAAGCUUGUUAUAAUAUGAGACAAGUGUUGUUGCAAAUUAAAAGAUCUUUUUUACUGUCAUAUUGAUGGAGUAAGUUUCUACUACUUCUAUUUGUAACAAGUGGUUUUUAAUGAUACAGAAAUUAGAACCCUCUCAAAAUAUUUUUUAGAGUUUUGUUCAAAGAAUGUAUCAAGGUUGAUUAUGGACCUACUUAAACCAUCAAACAUUCAUCGUAAUUAGAAAUUCAGUUUACAGUUUUGUUUCUUCUCCUUUCUUUUAAGAAAGCAAAAUAAUAAUGCAAUAUGCAUUAACAGUUUUUUUGCUUUGUUCAUAAGUUUGGAACCUUUUGACCCUUGGCAGUAUUCACAUUGGCCUUACAAUCCAAAAGUAAUAACUUAUUAUGCAGGUUUUUUUUCACAUUGAUCUACUGGCCUGAUAAAUUCUUAGUAAUAUUAGGCUGGUAGAUUAUGUAGUAAUUUUUCAUUUCUUACAUAAAAGAGAAAAGAUAAAAUACAUUAGUGGAUGCACUCUGUUCCUUGUAGUAAUUUUUUUGAUGCAGGAAAACACAACUUCAUGCUACAGAUUAUCAAAGUGAACAGAAACUGAAUUAUGUUUUUCUCCUUUAGACUGCCAUGAGGUCAUUUAGUUCCUUGUUGUAUUGUAAAAAAAGGGAAAAGUUUUGUGUUCUGUAAGUUUGAUAAUUAUAUAAAAAAAAAUUAUUUAAGAGAAAAAUGUAGUCAAUGUUGUUGUACUUUGUGGGCUAGAGAAAACUACAGUUUUGUUAAAUAUCCAUGUAGUGUAACAAGUAAAAGAAUAUUAACAUGUUUAAAAUUCAUACAUUGUCAAUGCACAGUGGCCAUCAGAACUUUUAUAACCCCAAUAUCGAAGAAAGUGUUUUACUCAUAUUGUGUUCAUUGUUUAUACAUACAUUUAAAAAAUACAUUUUAAUACAGUGAUUUUCUUUUAUAACAAUUCUUGUGAGCUUGUUACUAUAUUCAAGUUUUUAGUAUUUGUAUUAUGUUAAUUUAUUGAAACAAUUUUCCAGAUUUUAAAGUAGACUUAUUAUAUAUGGUAUUAAGGUAGUUCUGCACAUUUGAUUAACUGUAAGUGAUGGGGGUAACAUCAUUUAUCUGGAAUACCUAGAAUAAUGCCUUGUAACCUCUAUGGAUGUAGCAUAUAUGCUGCUGAGAAUCUAUUAUAUCCCAUGUAUCGAGUGGUAAACUCUUUCCUCAAGUUGAUUUUGACAAAAAGUUCAUUUUGGUGUAAAGUGAUUAGAUAUAUCUACACAAAACAAGCAGCAAUGUUAGGACUAUCUUUCAUAUUUGGUGAAUUGUGAAAAAUUAAGUUAAAAUACCUAUACUUUUUGUUUGGCUAUUUAGGUAGGUGUACAAAAAACAUUGAAAUACAGGUUUUUCCCAGUUUAUUGACAACAUAGUGUACUUCCACUCUCAGUUUUACAUACCCGUGUUAAAAUUUAGCCCUUCCGCUUAGCUCAGGAGGUAGAGCGUUGGUCUGGACCGCGGCGUCGUGAGUUUGAUCCUCGGACCGGGCAUAUGUUCUCUGUGACUAUCUGAUAAACCACAUUAUGUCUGAAAUCAUUAGUCCUCCACCUCUGAUUCAUGUGGGGAAGAUGGCAGUUACUUGUGGAGAACAGGUUUGUACUGGUACAGAAUUCAGGAAGACUGGUUAGGUUAACUGCCUGCCGUUACAUGACUGAAAUACUGUGAAAAAAUGGCGUUAAACCCAAAACAAACAAAAUUACCCGUGUUUCCUCUUUCCUCUCACAUCUAUAUUACAUUAAAUAACUUCAUACUGCUUUAGAAUUUCUAAAACUGACACAAGAAAUGUUGCGGAGUGUUUCUUUGAUCAGUUGUGAGAAAUUGUGGUUUAGUAACUGCUAUUGUUAGCCACUAACAGGGCUGUACUGCUUGCCUAUGACAGGGCCUUACUGCUAGCUACAGACUGCUGGCUACUCAAAGGGCCGUACUGCAAGCACAGCUGGCGGCCUUCAAACAAUUCUUAACAGUAGGGUUUUGUUGAGAAGUUACUUGUGGCAAGAACAAUAAAUUAAGUAGAACUUUUUUUUUAAAUGAGGAAAUCAAAGAGAUCUUUUCAAUACUGUUUACCAAGUUCUUAUAAUAAUUAUUGUCAAGAGGUUGUAGCUGAUUCUUCCUAUAUGGACACAAAAUGUUUUCUGUGAAGCGGUUCUAGUCCGACUGUUAUGAAAUGUAACAUACUCUUGUUGGUACAAUAUAAUUAUGUAGGUGCUACUGCGUUGUCUCUUGAUGAAAUGUUUACAACAUGUCCAGAUAUAAACUAUGAAUAAACUCGUGGACAGUAAUAAAAGAAUGAAAUACAAA